AUGGCCACCGCCGACGAAUCCUACGAUGCGACAGGCACUACACCCAACACGUUGGACGAACUGCAAUCGCUCGUCGCCUCGUCCCAGUUCGAACUCGCUCUUGCGCUCUCCCUCCGCCUCCAACUCGAACCGUCCUACACGUCCUACCUCGCCCAACGCGUGUACCUGAACCUCACACGCGAUGGCGCAACCCCAAGCCUCGACGACCUCGAGCGGCUGUACCCUUUGAUCGUCGACGAUGAAUGGCUCGCCAUCGCCGCGUGCCAUGUCCUACGUAGCAGCUCGUCCGUACCUACGAUGCCGGCGUUACCCUCCACCAAGCUCGCGUUGUAUGCGCUGGAAAAAGGUCUCGAGGCUUCGGACGUGUUGGCCUACCUCCGACCCGAACUGGGCGAACUGAUCGAGGAGGCCGACUGGGAACGACUCGAGCAACUCGUGCACAAGGACCAGUCCGUCAAGAAGGCCGUCUUGGUCAGGAAAGCCCUGUUGGAGAUGGGAGAUCGUAAAAAUACCUAUCAACAGAUUUGGGGGGCCGAGGAGCAGCAGGCCGCCGUCGCUCGAGAGGCCGGAGCCGAGGUCGGCGAUGAGCACGAUGACGAGUGGCGAGGGCUCGACAUGGAGCAGGACGAUGACGCCGCGGAUUUCAAGAAGCCAUUCAAGCACACCAUCACUCCUACCAUCACUCUCCCCCUGUUCCUCUCCCAAGCUCUGCUCGACACGGCGCUCUUUCUCGCGGCUUCGUCCCAACUCGACGCGCUCAAGGCCGUCGUUGCUCACCAUGGUCCACAGCUGUGGCCGCAUCGCUUUACCAUCCUCGGCGCCAUACCGGAGUGGCAGGAACCGUCCUCGUAUGCCGAACUACUCCCUUCACUCGGCAGGGACCUCGUCGAGACCAAGUGGACGAGCAAACCGUGGAGGGAAGAGCAGGACUGGGUCGAACACUUUUCACUCCGAGAGGACGACGACGAAAGUGAAGGAGAGCAAGCCGCCUUUAAGCGCGAAGAUCUGCCCCUUUCCGCAGAUGGACUGGCAGAGUACUACAUCAAACGCAUCGAGCACGUCGCCUCGCUCGGAUUGGUCUCGACCGCGCUCUCGCUCGUGCAACACUGCGCUGCUAGUCUCAACAUCUCGCGCUUGGAAGAGCUCGGUGAAGAGUUGUCCUUGCUCAGUCGACUCGUCUACGAUCGCCCUGAUCGACCCAGACAUGCUUCAACAUCCCGUUCGACGCUCGAUGACCUUGAAGAGACCUUUAACUUGACCCAUUGGCGCUCCUUGGACCCUCCGGCGAUCGUCGAAGCGUACCUCUCGACAUCGACCCCUGCCAACAUCGCGACCUCGAUCCGUCGACUGGUCCUGCCCUACCUCUCCGUCCUCGAAGCACGUCUCGAGCGACUUGGACACGCCGACGCGACGCUCUCGUCUCGACUCCUCAUCGACUACCUCUUGGGUCUGGCAGCAUCGACACCCCCUCAACUAGCCUUGCUCGUCGCCGUCAUUGAGGCGAGCAAGCCGACGCUCUCUUCCGUGACGCGACUGAUCAAGUCGGACGAGGACCUCGCCCGACUUGCCCUGGCUAGCAUUUAUGGCUGUCGAGACUCGUCAGCCGAGGCGCUCGUUUGGUUCGGCAAGGUUUUCGAGUGCCUCCCCGCCUUCAACGACGCCUCCAACGACGAUGAAGCGACUCCUACAAGCGACCCAAGAAUAACGCUCUACUCGCUCGUCUCCUCCUCCUCCACCUCAGCCACGCCGACCCCUAAAACUCUCUACACGCACCUGCUCCCCUUUGCCGCCUCCCGUCUCUCCGCCUCCCUCGACCUCCUCGAUCUCCACCUAGCCCAAGCCGAAGUAUUUUCGCGCUACUCGUGCGCCGUCCCCCUCUCAUGGUUCCUCACCUCCCACAAUGAUCUCAAAGCCCAAAAAGCCUGGGCGACUCGAUUGGCUCGGACGGCGAGUACAGGUGGGGGAGGCAAGAAGGGUGAGGAAGGCGAAUUUGAGAGUGAGGAUGAAUGGAUCGCUUUGAUGGAGGAUAUGGUUGGGUUCACGCAGGGGAGGGAGGAACAGGGGGAUGGGUUGCGGAAGGCGUUUGGGUUGUUGAGUGAGGAGGAUGUGCUGAGGAUUUUCUUCGGAGGUUUGAUCGCGGCGGGUAGUGAGUGGUUCGAGUGAUGACAUUCUACGUGAUGUGUGCUGACUCCUCCUCCUCUCCAUACUCGACCAGGGAUCGCGCUGGCAAAAAGCUUGCUCCAGCCUAGCUCUCGAAGUGCACCCCUUGAACCCAAAGCGAUCGAGGAGUUGGUCAUUGCCGCCUCUCGCGAAUUCUACGACAAUGCACCUUCGGGUAACCUCAACAAGGGUGAAAUGAAAAUGGCUUUCGACUGGCGAGUCGCGCUUUUCAUGCUUCAUAUUGUGUUGCUUCACCGACUAAAGGUUAAAUCUCCUUCCCGCAGUUUAUCGGCCGCCCCUCAAACCCCUCUGAUCCGCCAAGAGCGCGACUUCAUCGAAGCGACCUCGCGCCUCUGUUCCUACAAGAUACAAUCCCACCCUGGAAUAUCCGUCGCCCCCAUCGAGAUACGUCUAUCCAAGGACCGGCUCGAAUUCGUCUCCCGUCUCCUAGGCGCGAACGAAGAUGCAUAUCGACAUCCGGAAGUGAUUUUGGAUCUGGUCGCUAAAUUGGGGUAUCAUCAGGAUCGGUUGGCAAUGGUGAAGACGAUGGCGAUGAUUGCGGAUUCGUCGCUGCAGGCGGGGGACUUUGAAAAGACCGUCGAGGUGUGCGAUAGAAUGGUAGCCAAGGUCGAGGAGAUACGGAGAGAGUCAGCCUUGACUGCUUCGGUGGUUGAAGUGGAUCUGACGAAGCAGAAGAGACCCGUCGGAGACGAAGCCGCCGAAUACGCCUGGCGGGAAUGUUUCCAACUAGGCAAACACGACCUCUUCCAAGACCUCGAUCGGCGACUCGUCGCCUUGGGCCAAGCACUCCUCCUUUGUCCCGGUGACAAAAUCGUCAACGUCCUCCCCGUAUGGACCGCCUUGGAGCAACGUGUUUCAGAACGACCUGCGCAAUUCUCGUCUCGUAAAGCAGGGGGAAGUCGAUCCGGUCGUGCGGUCACUGAAGCGACCAAGAUGGUGGAAGCGGGUGUUGGAGCCGCUUUAUCGAGUGGUGUGAAAGCGAAGGAAACGCUCUCGAGGGCAGCGGCGUUCUUUUCGGGUCAGUCACAGGCUCAGGCGCCUCAAAAGGCAUUGCAUCAACAACAUUCGUCGGGUUCGAUGCAUCCUCAUCAGCAAGGGAGAGAGAAGACUGCUGAUCGACGAUCAAGUAUCUACGGACUCGAUCAAAUCGCACCUGAUUCAACCAACCCCAACCCCGCCACCUCUCGCGUACCCCCUUCGCCAAGACGGACUCCCCUUUCACCACCCAAAACCCGAGGUGGUACUGGCGGAGCGGCAGGUCAGCCUCAAGGAGGGUUCCGUGCGGGUCUUUCGGGUAUGGCUGCUGCGGGUGUGGGGUGGCUUAUUGGGGCGGAUGAGGAGAGGGAGAGGGUGCAUCAGCUGCAGGUCGAACGGGAACAGCAGGGACAGGGUGAGGAAGAGGAGGAGGAGGACUCUUGGUAG
This is a messenger RNA of Microbotryum saponariae, 3603 nucleotides long. NCBI's taxonomy places the organism in Eukaryota, Fungi, Basidiomycota, Microbotryomycetes, Microbotryales, Microbotryaceae. The record is from the annotation of a GenBank genome assembly.